GAAAAAUGUGAACUGCAUAACCCUCUGAUUGACUGAUCUCCCACCUCCUUCUCCCCUUCUCCCUCUUGCAGCCCGUCUGACUGCAGCACUCUUGAAUAAUAUCCCCCUCUCCUCCUCCUCCAUUCCUCUUCUCUCCCUCUCUCUUCUCUAUUUAAAAUGCCGCUCACAGGCGCGUUCCCGUGCCCGAUUUUAAGCACACACGCACCCUCUGUCGCUCCCUUUCCUACAUCUCUCCAAUCGGACCUCGGGGACGCGCUCGGGUCGCGUCGCGCAAGUCAAGUCCAAUGCGACGAUUUGGCAGGUAAAGCGCUUUUUUACCACCGGCAAACACACAUACAUUCCCCUCCCUUCUUUUUAUCCGCUUUUCAUCUCCAUCCCCUCGGAGGUUUCAAAGACGGAAUAAAAUAAAACAGGUGAGCCUCUCUGUCCCGGAAUGGUGAUUAAAAACACAGAAUAAUUAAAAGCCAAUAAUGUUCAAACAGAGUAAAAUCGGAUCUGUUUCAAGGUCUGGAGUGUUUUAUUUUCCUUUUUUGGUCUGUGUGAACACCCCCCCCCCCCCCCCUCUCUCUCUCUUUCUCUUCUCUCAACUCCCUCCCUCCCUCCUUCCUCUCCCUCCCCACUCUCUCUACAUCUCUGCAUUCGCCUCUUUUAGUCGUGUGGGAAGCUCAGUGAAUGCGGCUGCAGAAGGAGCCAGCAUACUUAUGCGUCUGACACGGAUACUGCUCUGUCUUUACAAGAGGGAAAACAACCCAUCUUCACCUCCUCAAACUCUCUCCUUUUUUCUCCAGUUGGAUAUUUUUUUGGCUUUAGAAAAAUCCACGUUUCCUCUCUCCAAGUUUAUCCUGAUUGCAUCUUUUGUGGACCGAUGGGAGCAGGAGAAAGCGCGGAGUUUCAAGCGGCACCUUACUUGCACCGCAGCGGACUAAAGGCUGAAUAACUGCAUUAUUCAUUUUUACGCACCGGUUUCUAUUUUCCUGACUUGUCUCUGUCACCUAUCAGUGUACUUUUCCGAUUUAUGGUGAUCCAGGAAAGAGGCUUCAUAUCACCAAAGCCCUUCUUUUUCAUCUGUAUUUUAAUAACUCCGUUGGAUGGACACUGAAUUAGACAUCUAUGCUUCGUUUAGAUGCACUGACUGCUUAAAAAUAACUGUUCUGGGACUGAAUUCUUGCCUCCUCGAUGGAAAAAAACUGAAUGCAUAACCUGAUGGGAGCUUUUUGGCUGCUGCCGCCAUCUGAAGCAUUAUCCCGGUGCGCAACUUCGCCCGAAACAAACCAGCAUUUAUUCAUUGGAUGGUUGGGGGUUGCUGAGCCGAGCUGAAGCCAGACGCACAGUGUUGGCCAUCCUCUCUCCCCCUCCUCCUUUUUUAUGCUCUCCUCUGCUCAGAGUCUUUCUCUAGAGUGCAGCCACAACAACGCCAAAAAAAAAAAUGACGGACUUCUUUCACCGCAUCACUGACCACCUUGCGCCUGUUUUCACGCCUUGGAGUCGCCGGGCGCGCAGUCAAGAUCUCUAAAAGCUGUCUGCCUCUCCCUUUCUCUCUCUCUCUCUCUCGAUCUCUCUCUCUCUCUCUCUCUCUCUUUCAAGUAUCUUUCUCCUACAACCAAAUGAAUGAUCUCCCAUGGAGGUAGUACAACCACCUUGGGGACCGAACGACCAGAGGGGUGAUUUUUCCAAGCAAGAGGAGCCCGUCAGUAAAAGACGCAUCGGGUGAAAUCGGAGCUCCCCCCCUCCCCUCCCACCCACCCCUCUCCUUUCUCUCCAUCUCCACUGCACCCCCCUUCCGGUUUGCCUGGCUCAGGCUGAUAUACAGUAGCCUGCGUGAAGAUAUAGGGGCUGGAGGAACCUUGUUGCGCCCCUCUAACUGUCUACGUUUGACUUCAGCUGGGAGGACUGUUUGCACACGUCUCCAUCCAUGUCUCACCAACGCUGCCCCGCGUCUCCGGAGGGAGCCGCAUUCAUCACACCCUCAGCUUUGGGUAAGUCUUAAUUAAUUUAGGUUCUGUCAUUCAUCGUUUUCUUUUUAAAAUGCCAGUUGAUGAUUCUUUUAAAAAAUCUAGAUUUAAGGAACGCCUCUUUGUUCAUGUAUUUAGUGUGUUUUACAAAAAAAAAAAAAAAGGUUUUGUGUUAAAAAGCCCGCAGCUCAAACCCUUCCAAUAUGUCAGAGGUGGGCUCAGUCCCAAGUCUUCUUCUCCUUCCCCUUGUUCUCACAGUUGCUUUUUCUAAAUAACCUGAGUGUGCAGCUCAGCCUUGAUGCAGCUCCGAGCUUCAACUGAAAAAAAAAGAGAGCUGGAGCUGUUCGAUUAUGUUAAAUAUGCAGAAAUGGGAACAACAGAGUUGCUCCACUGUCUCAGACAUUUUCUAACAUGAGGCUUCGUGCAUGCUCAGAUGUCAGAAGAAGAUGCAGAGAUGUGCAGCCGUUUGGGUUUUUUUUUUUUUUUUUUUUUUGGACAGACAGUACUUUUAAUCAUGAAAUCUGCGUUAAUUAUUUGUGUUCGCUAAAUGAGGAGAUUUAGUCACUGUUUUUAUGUCAGAGUGGUACACACAGACUCUAUUGAAAUGAUGACUGAUAAGUAAUGUGCAUAAAAGCAGGGAAAUAUCACAAUUCUUACAUCUACAGCUAAGGUGAGGAAUAAUACUCCUCUGGGUUUUAGUAAUUUAUUAUAAGUCAGAAUCAGAUGUUAGAUUUAGAGUGAAAUCAAUAUUGAAGACACAUUUUGAUGUUUUGUUUUCUGUGUGUGUGCGUGUGUGUCUUUGUGUUUCUGUGUCUGGGUUUGUUUGCACAUGUGUCUGCCUGUGUGUGUGUGAAUGUUUGUGCAUGCAACUUUUUUCUCUCCAAAGGUUACUAAAUGGUUUUCUGGGGGAGGAUUUCUAAACGGCGAGAUGCUGCUCGUAUUCCUGCUGGCAGCCUUUUCCUCUUCCAUCUUGGGCUCCCUCUCCUCCUCCCUCUCCUCCCCCUCCAUGUCGGACGGACCCCAGAUGGUAGACCCGUCAGCUUCAGACUUGAUGGCCGAGACCUGCAGCGCCUGCUCCUGCAUGUCUGUGGAAAACGUGCUGUAUGUCAACUGUGAGAAGAUCACCGUCUAUCGGCCCACGCAGCUCAUCCCGCCGGCCUCAUCGCUCUACCACCUGAACUUUCAGAACAACUUCUUAAUAAUCCUCUACCCUAACUCGUUCCUCAACUUCACCCACGCUGUGUCAUUGCAGCUAGGAAACAAUAAACUGCAGAACAUCGAAGGUGGAGCGUUCAUGGGGAUGAGUGCUCUGAAACAGCUGCACCUGAACAAUAAUGAGCUGAAGGUGCUGCGAGCAGACACUUUCCUGGGGAUAGAAAACUUGGAAUAUCUCCAGGCUGACUACAACUUGAUCAAAUACAUUGAAAAGGGAGCAUUUAACAAACUGCACAAACUGAAAGUGCUUAUCCUGAACGAUAACCUCAUACAGGCUCUCCCUGACAACAUAUUUCGCUUUGCUUCUCUCACACACCUGGACAUAAGGGGGAACAGGAUCCAGAAGCUGCCCUAUUUGGGAGUUCUGGAGCAUAUUGGGCGCAUCGUAGAGUUGCAGCUGGACGACAACCCCUGGAACUGUACCUGUGAUUUAGCGCCUCUGAAGGCAUGGCUUGAAAACAUGCCGUAUAACAUUUUUAUUGGUGAGGCUAUAUGUGAAACCCCAAGUGACUUGUACGGGAGACUCCUAAAAGAAACCAACAAACAGGAGCUUUGUCCAAUGGGAACAGGGAGUGACUUUGACGUACGGAUGCCACCCGUAUUGCCUGAUAACGGACAGUCACCCUCCAAAACGUCCCCCACCACUGUGGCUCCUUUAGCCACAAAAGCGCCAAAAACCACUGACUCAUCAAAGAUUUAUGGUAACGGUAUCGUGGCUGGUCUGCCCCCCUUUGGAAGAAAUAGUCAGAUUGUUUCUUUUCAGACACGGACCCCUCCGUUGUUGUGCCCACAGCCCUGCAGCUGUAAAGCCCACCCCUCUGACUUUGGCAUUAGUGUCAGUUGUCAAGAGAGGAACAUCAAAAAUUUAGCUGAUCUAAUUCCCAAACCUCCAAAUGCCAAGAAACUUCACCUGAGUGGGAAUUACAUCCGUGACAUUAGCCCGACUGAUUUCCAAGGGUUCGAGGGUUUAGAUUUGCUGCAUCUUGGGAGCAAUCAAAUCGUAACAGUCCAGAAAGGCGUGUUUUCCAACCUCACUAACCUGAGGAGACUGUAUUUGAACGGAAACCAGCUGGAGCAGCUUCACCCAGAGAUGUUUUUGGGCCUCACAAAUCUGCAGUACCUAUAUUUGGAAUACAAUGCCAUCAAAGAAAUCCUUGCGGGCACAUUUGACUCCAUGCCAAACCUUCAACUUCUGUAUCUCAACAACAAUGUUCUGCGGAGUCUCCCUGCCUAUGUGUUUGCUGGUGUCUCCUUAGCAAGACUGAAUCUGAAAAACAAUCACUUCAUGACCCUGCCGGUGAGCGGUGUCCUGGACCAGCUGCGGUCAUUGACCCAAAUAGACCUGGAAGGGAACCCGUGGGAGUGUUCCUGCGAUCUUGUUGCCCUCAAACUCUGGCUAGAGAAGUUAAGUGAUGGAGUGGCUGCCAAAGAGGUGAAAUGUGCAUCCCCUGUGCAGUUCUCCAACAUCGAGCUGCGCCACUUGAAAAAUGAGAUCCUGUGUCCCAAACUGGUUGCAAGACCGCCAUUUGUUCAGACUAGCCCCACCCCUGUGUUAACCUCAGUGUCACCUGCUGGAGUUGGGAAAGCACCACCAGGAGGGCCUGUGCCUCUUUCUAUCAUGAUCCUCAGCAUUCUUGUCGUGCUCAUCCUCACUGUGUUUGUGGCCUUUUGCCUUCUAGUCUUUGUCUUGAGGAGGAAUAAAAAACCAGUGGGCAGGCAAGAGGGGCUGGGCAAUCAGGAGUGCGGCUCCAUGUCUCUGCAGCUCCGCAGACACGGACACAAAUCUGGCAAAAAAAGCUCCAUCCCAGGAGACGACCUGGGAGGUGAGACGUUCAUUCCCCAGACCAUUGAGCACAUUGGUAAGAGCCACACCUGUGGGAUCGGCCGCUCCUCAGACAUGGACGCUGGGUUCAAGUUUGCAGACUCACAGAGGCAGAAGAUUAUCCUCCGGAACAGCGCUGACAAGGAUAAAGACUCGCUUUCCACCCUGGAGCGCAACAAGCGUCUCAGCACCAUCGAUGAACUGGAGGAGUUCCUUCCUCAUCGGGAGCCCAGCAUGUUCAUCCAGAACUUCCUGGACAGCAAAAGAGAUUUCAACAGUAUAGGGAUGGGUGGAUAUGAGAUCCGCUACCCGGAGAAAACUCUGGAUAAAAAGAUGAAGAAGUCAUCGCUGAUAGGUGGGAACCACAGUAAGAUCGUGGUGGAGCAGAGAAAAAGUGAGUAUUAUGAGCUCAAAGCAAAGCUCCAAGGAACACCUGAUUACCUGCAGGUGCUUGAGGAGCAGACUGCACUCAGUAAAAUGUAGGGAUCCUUGUGUUCGAUUAGUGCAUUGAUUUCACCGCACAUACGCAAGGAAGCCAGACACACUUACAGGCAGACAAACAGACACACUCAUCCACCACCUUUCCUUUCUUUCUUUUCCUUUCUUUUUAUUCUGGCCACCAUUCUGCACUCUCUUGCUUUUCUGUCUUCAUCUCUCUCUGCAGCUACACACACACACACACACACACACACACACACACACACACACACACACACACACACACACACACACACACACGCACACACACACACACACACACACACACACACUCCCACACACUGCAAAAAAAGUGCCUUCUGGAAACCCUUAAUGACCAAUGCAGAGAUGGACAAAAUGGCUCCACAGAACAAAUGCUAUAACUAGAAUCAGCGUGGAUCUAUUUCACAGUAAAAGACCCUUUUGGAUUAUUCAUGCCACACGUAUGAAUCCCACAUACAUACCAUAGGGCACCCUAAAAAGCAACCAGACAGUCACAGUGUUUCCGCUGCUAUUGAAAUUGGUACUUAUCCUCUUAUUUUUCCUUGUUCUUGUUGUUCUUUUUUUUUUUUUGUUUAUGUUCAACCAAAUCAAGGGUCUUGAAGACUGUGCUUGAGAGUUUACCCGCCCAUCUUCAGCCCCCUUUUAGAAAAAGAGAAAAAAAGGAAAAAGGAGGGCACAUUUGUUGGUUGUUCUUUUGCUUUGGAAAGUGUCCAGAAUCACUACAUCUGGGAUGAGCUGGUGACUCAAUGGAUGCUACUUUGCUUUCUUUUUGGUUCAAACAUGCGAGGAUACCUGUUUGUUCUUUGGGAUGUGUUCAGGAUUCCAUUGCAGACUCUUUGCCAUCUUGUCUGGAUUACACACCAGUAGCAGUGCACCUGCUCUUUGCUGGGAGGCCCUUGCUUCCCAUUCAUGGUAAUCAGAGGCACUGCAAACUCUUUUUGUGGAAUGAUUUCAUGACUUGUUCUCUUUGUGUAAAGAGCCAUGUUAAAUAUAGUGUCUUCUGAAUGGAGUUGUGUUCCUCUUCAAAAUUGCUACUUACAGUAACUGUAUGUUUUGGGUGAAAUCUUAACGGCACAUACUUGGUCAGAGGACAUUGUUUCUGAAAAAUGAAAAACCCAAGGAUAUCAAAAUUUACAAAGCUGCUUGCUAUGUAAGCGUAACAUGGAGUAUAUUUUGUAAGUCUUACAUUAUUUGUAUCUGUGGGACUGGUUUGUAAAUUACAAGGAAGGACAAACACCUCCUCACACACACACACACACACACACACACACACGUAUACACAUAAAUACUGUACGACGGAGCAUCAUCAUCAAGAGACUACAAGCCAGAAAUGUCACACAAACCGCUAAUAGAAAUGGAUCGGUGAUUCAACUCCCUUUGUCAGCUCUCAAUUCGUAGUAAAAAAUUUAACAAACAUAGUUAAUUUAUUUUUCUAUGCAGGAUUAUUUAAAGAAUUAUUGGUAUUAUUUAAAAGGAAUAAUACACAAAGAGUGGAAAGGACUUGAAAGAACAACGCAUCAGAACUUAUUCAGGUGCCCAGCUGUGACUGCUGAGUCCAUUUAAGGGUUUUUUGUUUCUCUCAGUUUCCUGAAGAACUCGACCCGCAGGACGAGGGUUGUGAAAUGUGAUCUGUGAUGUUUUCUUUUUAUUGUGUCGCACGACAAAGUUGAGGCCUGAUAGAGUCUGUGAAGUUUCAAGCAGUUUCCUUAUUCUUAUAUCUCCCACAGUAUCUUGUAAAAGGUUUCUUAUUAACAUUAUGCAACCAAAAUAAAUGUGCAUUAAACUUGAUAUGGUUCCAGCAUUGUUGGGACGGGGGAGGAGGUGUUUGCGGGGCGAGACAGGCUUGCUAAUUGAAGCUCUAAAUUGUGAGACCUGGGCAGAAUCAUAUCAUAAAACAUCACGUGCAAUAUUAGUAGAAAUGCUCAGUCAUGAUGGCUUCAAAUAAUUUUAUUUAAUUUAUUUAGUUUGAGGUUAUAUUGUCAAGGCAGGUACUAUUUGGAAAUUCUUUUAUCAACCUAACUCUAUCUGGUCCUUUUUUAAAAGGUAUUGUUACGUUCAAACUAUGAGUGUUUAUUGACAUUACAAAUGAAUAGAAUGUAUCUUGGAAAGUAUAAUAAAUACAAUUUUUUAUCGGUCAUAAAUCUCCUGUAUAUUGGUUAAUUUUCUCUUGUAUAAUCAUGUUAAAAUUAAGGUAUUAAAAUCAGCACCUAUUUGCACUGUGUCCCCCCCUUUCUUUUGGUAAAUGUCCUCUCAGCAUUUGAAGGAGGCUCUAAAGGGAAAAAAAGGCAAUUGCUACUUUGAAAUCACCCAUCUCUUUGUGCCCUGCUUUAAGUUUUUUACUAAAGAAGUUGGGUUGUUAGAGAGAGAUGUUUUGGACAGUCUCCAGCUCAAGUGACUGAAUGUUGUUCUUGUUUUGUUCAUGUACAAACACUGGCUGCCCUUCAAGCAUUAUGUGUGUUUGCUUAGCUGUUUAGUUUGAGGAAAGUGGCCAUGCAAACUGCUGCUGGUUUCACUUAAGACCAUGAAACCCCCUUUUCUUUUGGCCUUGUCACAGAGUAACAGAGCCACCAACACUCCUAAAAGUUCUUUACUGAGCCAAAAUGCUAAAUCAGGCAACACUUUGAGAUGUCAACAGAUAUAGACUAAAUUUUCACUAAGAUUCCUGUCCACACUCAUGGGAAGAAAUGGUUAAAAACUCUGAUGUAGGCAUGUCAGGCAAGUAGGUGACAAUAAAGUGCAAUCAUCACUAGAAGACUGUGUGUAUGUGGAUUGAAUGUCUCCUAGAGCAGGCAGCAAUCGCAUAUUGAGUGUGGU
Messenger RNA from Xyrichtys novacula (pearly razorfish), 8283 nucleotides. The record is from the annotation of a GenBank genome assembly. NCBI's taxonomy places the organism in Eukaryota, Metazoa, Chordata, Actinopteri, Labriformes, Labridae.